AUGAAUUCUCUAUCAAAAUCAGUGAACAAGUUAUCCUCUACGAAGAAAAAUAGCAUAUAUAUUUUGUCAAGAGAUAAAAAGAACGGGUCAAAGUCUCGGAAAUAAACUGAAGGAUAUUAUUAAGCGAAAUGCUUACCCAGAUCUCGAUUCGAGCAAGAAGGACGUUCAUUUUGAUAAGAAGAUUGGCCGAUUACAGACCACUGCAAAUGAAAGUCUGAGUUAUAAGAAAUAAUAAUAGGUAUUUUGAUAAAAGAAAGCAUUCUAUGAAGAAAAGAAUUUUAAAAACUUCUCUUCAACUUCCAAAUACUCGUUCAAACAAGAGUAUGAACAUCAGAUCUGAACUAGGUAGUAAGUCCGUUCAGAUAAAGGAAACAUUAAAUGCCAGAACAAUGAAAUAACCAAAGCUCAAUGUCGCUAAACCAGAGGUUUAAAAGCCAAGUAUUCGGAAGGAAACAGACGAGGAAUGAUCCCUAUAAUCAAGAUUUACAAGAAUCUUCUAAAAGCAUCUCCUUUUCUCCUCUAAUCAAGGGGGUCAAAAAUGUAUAUAAAAAUGAUGCAUUUGUAAAUUCAUAUUCCCAUUACCGUGAUAGGAGGAACACUAGUAGCUUGUCCUCUUUCACCAACUCCCAGAACCUUAUAGCUAGCAUUGAGCUACAGAAGUACAGGAAGGCUAGUGAGGAGAAGCAUAAGAAGAACUCAACUGAGAAGUGAGCUAUAAAUAGCCUGAUCAAGAACACCCAGAAGCAGUUGAAGUGUCUUUCUUACAAACUGUCAACGGUAAUUUCCGACGGAAAUUACCAUAACUUGUUAGAAGAAGGCCAGACCAAUCGUGUCGAGGUGAUCGAAGACACCUUGAUUUACUGCAAGGUUGGUCUUAAGUACAAGUUCUCCCCUCUGACAAUAAGAUUAAAGUACAACUCGAAGGAGAACCUGAAAGUGUUUUACUCCUCUGUAAGCCAGAUGCCAAACAUGAAGGACAAUGAGUACCAAUAUUUUAAGCCAAGGAAGAUCUGCAUCUGGGCAGAGGGUCGGAGUAAGGAAUUCGAGAAAGAAUAUGCCUAUUUUACACUCUCCUGCCCCAACCAGAUCUCUGUAGACAUUCUAGUGAGAUUCAAUACCAUGGAGAAAGCAUUAGGAAGGAAAUAAAAUCGAGAAAAUGGAAGAGUACAACCUAGAAGAAGACCUUAAUAAAGAAAUUGAAGCUCUUAAUAAUCAAGAAGUUUCCCCUAACCACCUUCCAAUUAUCCAUAAAGAAGAGGUAUCCGAUGACAUUAUUAAGAAAAAUAUGAAAAUUGCUAAAUAAAUGGAAGCAAAUCCAUGAGGAAAAGUUAGAAAUUAACAAAAAUCUUCGGCCUAAGAAAAUGGAAGAAGCUAGGACAAUGCACAAAUAAGUUGUUUCUGCAGAAUCUUAAACAGAAAAAGCAUUUCCUUAAACGAUGGGAUAUCGUAAGAGAACUACGUGAGAAAGCUAGAAUUCAAGAUGAACGUAUACAAAACCUAAAAAUCUUCAAUGGAUUCUGGGCGAGGCUGUUCCAGAUGCGAGAAUUUCUCCUCAAAGUUCAUAAAAAGUUCGACGAUCGCAAACAAGAAAUCCUGAUGGACAGAAGAAUGCUGUACUGCUCUAAUAGGAUCAAAAGAAACUUUAAAGUGAAGAUUAAACAGUUUGCACCUACUUUAGACCAAAGACACAAUAAUUUAGCAAGAUAUGCCCUCGAUUCGGUUAUCCAGUACAUUCAAGAACCCUCUGAGCUUCGUUCAAAAGACAUCCUCCAGAACUUCCUUCAAAACUCUGCUGACAACUACAAUACAUUCAUGUCGUUUCUUUCCUUCGCUAGGUCGGCUGAUUGCAUCAACCAGUUUUACAAGAGAAGGCUCAAGAUCAAGGCUAUUCAUGUCUACGUCAUGGAGAAGAUGUGGGAUAAAAGCUUCAUAUAAAUUUGACACAAUCACCACUUCUUUCUAAAACCAAAUCGAAAAAGAGAGUCAAAGAAAUGAAGAAAAUUUGUAAAAUUACUUCUGAGAUGAAACAUCAAGCUCUCAAAUGUAUUUAUGGCCAUCGUGUACUAGAGUACAAGAUUAGAUUCGUUCUCUACCGAAGGAGAUUAGCUGAAGAGAAGGAAGAUGAGAAUUUAACAGAGCCCACUGGAUUUUCGUUAGAUAGCAGCUUGAAGAACUAUCAAGCACGCUACAAAGAUAUUAACUCUUUAUUGUAUGGAGAUACCUUCAAAAGAGCUGUGGCAGAGAGGAAGGAUACUAAUGUAUCUUGUGAUACUAAUAAUAAGGGAAAAAGAAAUUCUAAUGCUGAUGUAGCUAGUAUCAAGAGGUUAAAGACAAAACACAAACUAGAAUUUAAUGCAUAUGGACUUCCUGUGCUGAAUUUCAAUAUUACUCAGGAAGAGAUGGAAGCUAUCAUUCGAAGGAUAGCAGAUAUGACCAGCAAGAAGCUGCUCAAGCUAGAAAAACUAGCUAGCUUGUCUAAUGAUAAGAUUAAUAGUGAUCUUUAACCAA
Molecule: messenger RNA, 2508 nt
Organism: Moneuplotes crassus
Lineage: Eukaryota; Ciliophora; Spirotrichea; Euplotida; Euplotidae
Source: the annotation of a GenBank genome assembly